AGCUUCACGCUCCUACAGUUAGCUUGCAGCAGCAGGUCACUGCUGAAAAAAGUUGCGUUUUGUUAGCUAUGAGAUUACUCUCAUCGGUAUGAUUGCGCGGUGGUGUGUAUUAGCCCUGCCUACACUCUCGGAGUUCAACUAGUGCAGUCAGCAGAAUCUUCAAAUGCAUUUCUUUUUUUCUAACUUUAUUCAUGGGACGUUUGAAAAAUCGGUUAUAGCACGCUAGUUUGUUUUUCCCUCUCAAUAGUUUCGCGAAUUCGGGAUGUUCUCAUCCUCAUCAUGGAGACAAAACGAGGGGAGAUUCCCACCGGUGUAUUGGACGACCUCUGCAGCCGAUUCAUUCUCCACAUUCCCAGUGAAGAGAGGGACAAUGCCAUCAGAGUUUGCUUCCAGAUUGAACUUGCCCACUGGUUUUACCUGGACUUCAGUAUGGAAAAUUCACCAGGAUUACCUCAGUGUGGGAUAAGAGAUUUUGCCAAAGCUGUGUUCAAUCAUUGUCCUUUUCUGUUGCCGCAUGGAGAGGAUGUUCAGAAGGUUCUUGAGCAAUGGAAAGAAUACAAAAUGGGUGUCCCCACAUAUGGUGCAAUUAUUCUUGAUGAAACUCUUGACAAUGCGCUGCUGGUGCAGGGGUACCUGGCCAAGUCCGGCUGGGGCUUCCCCAAGGGGAAGGUGAACGAGGACGAGGCCCCCCACGACUGCGCCGUGCGGGAGGUCCUGGAAGAGACGGGUUUCGAUAUCCGGGACCGCAUCUGCAAAGACACGUACAUCGAGCAGAAAAUCACUGAUCAGCUGGCCCGCUUGUACAUAAUCCCUGGAGUUCCGCGGGACACCAAGUUCAACCCCAAAACGAGAAAGGAAAUCAGGAACAUAGAGUGGUUCCCCGUGGAGAAGCUCCCGUGUCACAGGAAUGACCUGACGCCCAAGUCGAAGCUCGGGCUGGCGCCCAACAAAUUCUUCAUGGCCAUUCCGUUCAUGAGGCCGCUCCGGGAGUGGAUCGCCAAGCGCAAGGGAGAGUCGUCGGAGAGCGACGAGGACGCCGCGUCCAACGGGAGCACUCCGUGCAAGCCGCUGAUGGACAAGAUCCGGCCCAGACCCCGGCGAAACCAGGUGCUGGCCGAGUCCUCUCCAGGGGACGCCUGGCCGAAACAGAAACAGCAGAAGCCGAUCGGCCAGACCGGCCAGUACGACCUCGCGGACGUCCUGAAAGUGAAGAAUCACAGCUUGAAGGGGAACGGGAAGAAGCACCAGGACCCCCCCAGUCUGAAAAAGAGGACAAACGGGGUGCCGAACGCCCAGCUGGGGAAGCUCCACCUGGGAGCGAAAGACGACAAGAGACUUCAGCCUCGCCGGCUUCAGGACAACUUUGAAACGGACGCGGCGUGCGACAUGAGCAGCUCCAACGACGAGCUGCCCGCCCGGCAGGCGGACUGCAACGGCGACUGCAACGGCGACUCGCUCACCUCCAGGUCGUUCCUCAGCUUCAAGUUCGACCGGGAGGCCAUCAUGAGGUCCUGCUUUGACUCGUGUUAAACGCCAGCCGUGGAUCUGCAGGGAAAGAAGCUCAAGGCUUUUUUAUUUCCUCUCUCCUCUGUCUGUCUCAGGAGUGGGCGGG
This is a messenger RNA of Anguilla anguilla (European eel), 1612 nucleotides long. It is a transcript of the gene dcp2, whose product is annotated as decapping mRNA 2. The record is from RefSeq and is a predicted model, not a curated record. Gene Ontology annotation, cellular component: P-body; cytoplasm. Gene Ontology annotation, biological process: deadenylation-dependent decapping of nuclear-transcribed mRNA; nuclear-transcribed mRNA catabolic process, nonsense-mediated decay. Gene Ontology annotation, molecular function: RNA binding; manganese ion binding; 5'-(N(7)-methylguanosine 5'-triphospho)-[mRNA] hydrolase activity. The transcript has 11 exons. Lineage: Eukaryota; Metazoa; Chordata; Actinopteri; Anguilliformes; Anguillidae. Bases 280 to 1530 code for a protein of 416 amino acids.